Belonocnema kinseyi is the source of this 1156-nucleotide messenger RNA. Its product is annotated as C-C chemokine receptor type 3-like. The coding region runs from base 1 to 1110 and encodes 369 amino acids. Gene Ontology annotation, molecular function: G protein-coupled receptor activity. NCBI's taxonomy places the organism in Eukaryota, Metazoa, Arthropoda, Insecta, Hymenoptera, Cynipidae. Gene Ontology annotation, biological process: G protein-coupled receptor signaling pathway. The record is from RefSeq and is a predicted model, not a curated record. The transcript has 6 exons. Gene Ontology annotation, cellular component: membrane.
AUGACUAAUUACUGGUCGACUGUUUCGGAUAAAUCGAACAGAAACAAUUUGGAGACUGCGUGGUUCCAAUUAGAGAAAGCAAGAGCAAGUGAUAACCCUGUAAUAUUGUUAACUAACAUCACAACUUCAGAUUUUCCAACGCUUCUAAAAACGGCAACUAACAAGAAAGCUCCAGGUCUGGAUAUGGCACUCAACUUCUGCUACAAGUACCUGACGAGUGUGCAUCCUUCCAAGCGAGAUGUUGCGCUUUACAACAGCAUAAAUAAAGCGGAUCUCGAUGAAACGCCCUGGAACUUAUCAUUAGAGGAGGCCUUGAUUAUCAGGAUGGAAACUAUACACGAAUCAAAAACGCAAUGGAGACAAAAAGCCAUCUACGGUAAGCACCCAAAAACGUUAGAUAAAUAUGAAGGGAGUCUUUUGCUAAAAAAUAUGAACACAUUUAUGCGAGAUGUGCUGAAGUCCGCUGAAAUUGACAAGUGGCUGUUUGGUUCGGGUUUGGACGAAAAAGUUACGGCUGCAAAGAUUCUCGCUACUUCAGAGGCCCAAAAGUUGAGGAAUGCAACUGCAGUGUUUAUAAUGAACCUAUCAGUGUCGGAUUUGAUGUUCUUCUGCUUUAAUCUACCAUUGGCUACUUCAACUUUCUGGCAUAGUUCCUGGUUAUAUGGACAUUUAAUAUGUCGACCAUUCCCAUCAUUAAGAUAUGGACUAGUAGCUCUCAGUCUUUUCACAGUGUUGGCAAUCACAAUUAAUAGAUAUGUGAUGAUUGGCCAUCGUAGACUUUAUUGCAAACUCUAUAAACCAAAAUAUCUAGUAUUAAUGGUACUAUCAAGAUGGAUUUCGGGUUUUGGAGCAUUGAUUGCAACUUGGUUUAAGCGAUGGGGACGAUUUGGACUUGAUCCUGAAAUUGGAUCCUGCUCUAUUCUUCCUGAUGUCAAUGAUCGCAGUCCUAAAGAAUUCCUAUUUAUAUCAGCUUUGUUGGAACCUUGUUUUGCUAUAGUUGUUUGUUAUGCAAGGAUUUUUUAUAUUGUUCGCGAAAAGGCCAUGCAAAGCAGAAGAAGAGAAAGAUCUGCUAUUGACCUCGUUAAAGCCAGUAUUGAUGUUAAUAAGUGACGAUUGACUGACGAGCAUAAUUUGCAGUUAUAAUGCACUACCUGUA